Molecule: messenger RNA, 8283 nt
Organism: Castor canadensis (American beaver)
Lineage: Eukaryota; Metazoa; Chordata; Mammalia; Rodentia; Castoridae
Source: RefSeq, a predicted model, not a curated record
GCCCGACACCCCUGCCCGACGCCCGCAGGGCCGCGGCGGUGGCGCCGAGAGGCCGGGGUGCCGGUGCGGAGCGGCAGAGACCGCUCCGGCAAGUGCGGGGAACGUCCGCGCACCCCUGCGUGCGCGGGGACGGCGACACUUGGGGGAAUGGCGAUCGAAAGAGGAAGAUGGUGACGGUCGCCCGAGCUCUUCGCGUUUUUAUCCUUGUGAUGUUUUCGGUGGCUGGGAGUGUGGCGGGAGACAGGAUGGGGACAAACGUCGGCUGGGCUGCGACACCCUUGUCUCGUGGGGAGACCGUGGGUCGGUGUCGCUCGGUGGCACCUAGCAGACGCCCCCGCCUAAGAGGAGUGGAUUGGGAGGGGGACGAGACUUAGCUUCCUUGAACUUGUGCGCUAGGGGCUCCUCGGCUUUCCCCUGGCUCGGUACCCACCUGUCCUACGUCUGCUAAGUGACAUCGCCAGGCUGACCCCGGGUGGAGACUGGGGGGUCUGAGUCCCGCCUGAAGUCGUAGGUGGAGUCUGGCUCCGGGCGUUAGAGUUUGGGGGUGUCUUUUGGGGGUGUCUGCCCCUAGCUGGCCAGAGCCUUUUCCCUCUAACAAGGCUGCUGCUGCGUUUUUCUAACCUAGAAUUUGAAUAGGCUGCCAGGUGCUGCUGUGUCUUAUCUGCACCUGCUGCAAAGUGGCAGCAUUGCUCAGAGCCAGAAGCAAGAAAAAGUGUCUCGGGUGGCCUGAUAAUGAGGGGAGAUGCUCUUUGAAGCAAUUAAUGCUCAUUGCGAAGAAAAAAAUUGAGAGUAACUAGGAGUGUAACCGUGUAAACAUGUUUUUCUGACUUUACUCAGACACUUUUCUCACGGCUUUAUGGUGCCCACCACGAAAUCCCAGGAUGCCUGAAUAUUCCAUCUGUGCCCGUGCUUGAAUAGCUUUUAAGUGAAUGGUUUGAUAAAAAUAGAAGCCACAAACUGUUGGUACGGGGAGCAUGUUAAAAAUGGAGACUCUGCCCUUCUUCCAGAUGUACUGAUGGAAGGGACCUGGAGCCCCUUCUGGAUCAGCAUUUCAAACAAGCCUUGCAAGUACAGUAAUGCACAGUCUUUGGACUACCUCUUGGACCCCGCUUGGAAAAAUGCCAAAAUAGUAGAAUUCUGAGCAUACAUACAGAUGAGAGUUUGGAAAAGUAAAUUUUCCAAAUUUCCUUCAGCAAAAUUAUUUUCUAGUUACUAGUUGAGUGUUUUUGAGUGGAAUUUACAUUUAGCUAUUUUUCUAAAAUGAGAGUUCUCAUUUUUCUUUUUACAUGGCAUAUAUUAAUUGUAGACUUUAUCAUCAAUCUAGAAGCUUCGCUUUGGUUUCUUCAUCUACCACUAAUUAUGUAUAAUUAAUGUGUUUACUUGCACCUGUACUUCUGAUUUCCUUGCAGGCAAAUCAAUUAUUAGAUUUGUGAAUGUUCAUAGCAGCCUUGUCCCAAACAGUCUUCGAAAGUAGAUAUGUGGAUUUUUUUGCUUCCAGUAUACUUUUUAUAUAUUUUAAAAAUACUUUAGAUAGUAUUUUAACCUGUAACAUGCUUAGUUAUACAGUACCUCAUUUUUUGGAUACUUCUCUCAGAAGUGGGGCAGUUGUGACUGAAGUUCAGAGAGCUUACAUUACUUAGUGACACUAAACUGGGGCCCUAAUUCAGACCCCUUCUGCUCUAUGCAGUGUAUCAGUAUAUUUUCUUCUCUGUGUAGAAAAGCAGAAAAUCAAAAUGCAGAAGUAAAUGAGUUCUUCCACUUCUUGCAUGUACUGAAUUGGUAGAAAAACAGCAAAUGUGAAGGGAAGAGUUACAAUUUUUGAAAAAUACCCCUAUUCACAAGAAAUCAGUCACUUUUAAAGAAAUAAGCAAUUUGCUUUCCUUGAAAUGAAAGUAGGAAAACAUUUUUGAGCACAUGAAAUGAUGUUCAUUUGCAUAUCCUGUGCUUCAUUUUCUUAUAAAUGAAAUGCAAAUAUGAUUUGUGGUGUGGUGAAGCGCUAGGAACUAAAGACAUGGUGCAUACAAGUGAUACAAGAAUCUUCUAGUAAAAAGUAAUUUCAGUCAGAUAUAUUUGAAUCCUUCUCAAUACCUUCCUGAGGUGGCAUGAAAUCAAGAAAUACACAAAUGAAAGCCAGAGUCUUGGGACUCUUAGUAUCAAACCACAGACUUUGAACUUCUCCUUUAACAGCUGUAUGGGGUGGAGUGGGCCAGAAGUGAUAUCCGUGUCUUCCAGGAGAGGAAUCUGGCCAGAGACCAGUCCAUAAAGCCUGGACUCCAGCUACAUCCUUGAUGCAAAGGUGGCUGGAGUUCUGGACGAUUGCUUGUGUGAUAUUGACAGCAUUGAUAACUUCAAUACUUACAAAAUCUUCCCCAAAAUAAAAAAAUUACAAGAGCAAGACUAUUUCCGUUAUUACAAGGUUCUGCCCUACUGGACACAGUCCCCAGGUUUCGGUUGUGCUGGCAGAUGGUUAAAUAUGCCAGUUUUCUGCAGCUCAAUCUACUGCAGUGGAGGAAGCUGGUCUUCUGUCAGAGACCAGCCCUUCUCUACUGGAUCUGCCAUACCCCUCACCCCUUCAUGCCUCCAUUUUGGAUUGCAUCUCUAUUUCUGCAUUCCUGCAAGGUUAAUCUGAAGCGACCAUGUCCUUUUUGGGCAGAAGAUGGCCAUUGUUCAAUAAAAGACUGUCAUGUGGAGCCCUGUCCAGAGAGUAAAAUUCCAGUUGGAAUUAAAGCCGGACAUUCUAAUAAGUACUUGAAAGUGGCAAACAGUACCAAAGAAUUAGAAGACUGUGAGCAAGCUAACAAACUGGGAGCGAUCAACAGCACAUUGAGUAAUCAAAGCAAAGAAGCUUUCAUUGACUGGGCACGGUAUGACGACUCACAGGAUCACUUUUGUGAACUUGAUGAUGAGAGGUCUCCAGCCGCCCAGUACGUGGACCUGCUGCUGAACCCGGAGCGAUACACUGGCUACAAGGGGUCCUCGGCAUGGCGAGUGUGGAACAGCAUCUACGAGGAGAACUGUUUCAAGCCUCGAUCUGUGUAUCGUCCUUUAAAUCCUCUGGCUCCUGGCCGAGGUGAAGAUAAUGGAGAAUCAUUCUACACAUGGCUGGAAGGUUUGUGUCUGGAGAAGAGAGUCUUCUAUAAGCUUAUAUCAGGACUUCAUGCCAGUAUCAAUUUACAUCUGUGCGCAAAUUACCUUUUGGAAGAAACCUGGGGUAAACCUAGCUGGGGACCUAACAUCAAAGAGUUUAAACGUCGCUUUGACCCUGUGGAAACCAAGGGAGAAGGGCCGAGAAGGCUCAGGAACCUGUACUUCCUGUACUUGAUCGAGCUCCGAGCUUUGUCAAAGGUGGCCCCUUACUUUGAGCGUGCAAUUGUCGAUCUUUAUACUGGGAAUGUGGAAGAAGACACAAACACCAAGACCCUUCUGCUGAGCAUCUUUCAGGAUACAAAGUCCUUUCCUAUGCACUUUGAUGAAAAAUCCAUGUUUGCAGGUGACAAAAAGGGGGCCAAAUCAUUAAAGGAGGAAUUCCGGUUACAUUUCAAGAAUAUCUCCCGAAUUAUGGACUGCGUUGGGUGUGACAAGUGCAGAUUAUGGGGGAAACUACAGACUCAGGGCUUAGGAACUGCCUUGAAGAUACUAUUCUCUGAAAAAGAAAUCCAAAAGCUUCCGGAGAACAGUCCAUCUAAAGGCUUCCAGCUUACUCGGCAGGAAAUAGUUGCUCUUUUAAAUGCUUUCGGAAGGCUUUCUACAAGUAUAAGGGAGUUACAGAACUUUAAAGUUUUAUUACAGCACAUUAGGUAAUGAAGGCUUUGUAUGUCUACUUAGACAUAUGGUUACUGUGUGUAGCCCUUUAGUCUUGGACCUUCUGAAGAAGAGACUAACCUCCUAGGACUUCAAGAAUUCUCAGCUCUUGAGAAGAUUCAAAUGUUCACUUGAAUAUUUAUUAUCCAUAAUAGAUUAUCAAUGAGAUAUUUAUAAAUGAAGUAUACGCUUUUAAAACAUGUAAAUUAUACUAAUUCUGUGUUUAAUUUCAUGUGUUUACUUCCAUUAAAUAUUUUACUGUUUCACCUGUCAAACUUUAAAUAACGGUCUCCAUCCUAGUAACACUGUUCCCAGUCUGUUGUGGAAGAAGAGAGCGAGAGGACUGGUGUUACUUAGGGUUGAUGUCAGUAACAGAAAUGUAUUGGUGAUGUCAUGCGUGUCCAUUUGAUGAAUGGCAGCACAGGCUCCUCAAGAUUCCCCAAAACUUGAAGCUCACUUUGGUUGCUUUUCAUUUGAGAUUUUCAGUUGCAGUUGCUGUUUUGGGUUUGGCCCAAAGGAACCGCAUUGGUAAAAGUGAGUUAGUGCUUCCCCAGCUCCCUUCAGCCAGUUGAUUGUGUGCGCUUGGCUGGCUCAAGAGCGUUUACCUAGAGCCUGAAGCUCACCUUCUUCUGACUUUGCCUCUUUGCUCCUCUCCUAAUUGUACGCAGUUCCAGUGGCUUAGGAAAUAACCUGUGUAUUUAUUUGAUUAUUAUUAAUAAAAUUUGAAUGAGAUUAUAUAUAUAUGCCAGUUGAAAACAUAUACAGAGAAUUUGCUGUUUUAGAGUAACAGCAUUUUUAGAGGGUUUAGUUUUGAACACAAUCUAUGCAAUCCUGUACCUCUCCGUGUGAUUUUUCCCUGGUGAGAUGCUUCAGCAGGGGUCAAAUCAGGCCUCUUCUAGGCUUCCUCUCCCCCCACCCCCUUUCCAUCUUCAGUUCAUCCUGUAUCAGUGGUAUUUUGUGUGACUCAGACCAACGGAGGACUCAUUAGGUCCUAGACUGUCAUUUUCUAAACCCAAGAUUUAAAGUCUCAAAACAGUGUUUAAAAUCUUAAUUCUUUUAAAGGUGCCAGUGGAUAUAGUGAGAUUAACUUGAAAGGUUUCAUCUGUAUGGAAGUAUGCAGGUACAAAGUCUAGUGUUUCCUUAGACUUCCGUCUUUUCCCAAGUAAAUAAGUGCUCUUAAACCCACAUCUUAUCCUGCCAGAAUCUGAAAUGUGGUUGUUGACAAUUUCAUGGUAUCUUUUAAGUUGUAGUUAGUUGGCUCACCUCUUUUUUAAAAAAUACCCAUCCCAUGGCUAGAAAAGGAAGGUCUCACUAGAGUUCUUUUCUCCUCUAACUUCUAACCCUUAUAAACUUGGGGUUUUGUUGGUAGUGAUGGUGGGUUUUGUAGGUUGAGUUUAAAAUGCUGGCUUAAUUGGAGCUUCCUGCAGUUUUUCUUUGCUUUCUUAGGGUUACAAGUGUUGUGGGGAGGGAGACCUUAAAGGCAAAUAGUCUAAAAAUUGGGAAUCUACUAAGAAUAAUUAUUGUUAACUUAGUGUUCGUUCAGAGUUAAAAUGUGAAAAAAAAUAUUUAUUUUUACUGUAAGUUCACUUCAUUGUUCCUGCAGUUAAAUAGUUAACUAUUUAACUAGUUAAAUAGUUUAAACUGUUAACUAUUUAACUAGUUAAAUAGUUUAAACUAUUUACUAGGAAAAAAAUCUUUUGUCAAUUCCAUUUAUUACCUUUUCUUUACUGUGAUUUAUCUCCAGCUAAGGAAAAACGGUGUAUUUAGAGUAUUCUAGGACAUUAAAAGUCCACUUAGGGAAAAGUUCUUUUCAAGGCUUUAAUGAACUUUUUCAUUGCUAAGAAAGGAAAUGAAGUAUUUUUAAGCUGAAAUGCAUCUGGUUAACUAUUUGACAUAAAUUAGGUUGUGGGUGGUCUCUCCACUUGCGUACCCAUGUUUCUAACAAUUGCAAUUGUGUAGACUGGAGGAGCCUGUUUUGUGAGCCUAGUGAUGUGUUCUCCAGUUCACUUACCUUUAGCUUGUGGUGAUACUGGAACUGUCUGCAUUUGUGGGAAUGUGUGGCUGAUGAGCACCUCUUGGCAUUUUGUCUGAAUCCAUCACCUGAUUUAAAAAUCCAGCACUUGACAAUGUAACUGAUAGAAACGAUUGCACUAGCUGAUGAAGUGAUGAACUUGAAGAAGGGAAAUUUCUUUCCUUCAAUGGCAUGUGUUUGUUUUUCUCUUUAGUGGGAUCUAUGUAAAGUAGACAUCUGUAUUAAAAUUGGUAAACUUUCAGUGCUUCUCCUGUUUUGAUUCUUGACAGAGUAACAGAUUUGAAUCAAGUGUUUGGACACUGAAUGUUAUGCGUAACUCAGUUUUGUAAUCCUGUGCGUAUGAAACAACCUGCCGUCUGUUUAACUCUGCCUAGGUACCAUUGUAUGUGAGGAAGGACAGCUGUCUUGGUGCUCAUCAGCCUUGCCUUCAGCUGGAAACGUGAACAGCUCACAGUAACCCUCCCAGUUCACACACCAAAGUUUCUACAAAAGCCUAGCUAGUCACCAAAGACACAGAUCAGGUGUGGGUGUCAUGACAUUCCUUGGUACAAAACCCAGCACAUAAAUCCACAUGUCUAUUUUAAGCAACAUCUCUGGUGCAGCUUUGAUUCUGGACAGAAUCUCAAACAAUUUGCUGUUGUACCCACCAGAUUCUUGAAAAUGCAAAUUAAAGUACAUGUUUCUGCGGUCUUUUCUGUCUCGUUUUUUCCCCCCCCUAUUUCAAGUUAUGUUUUUAUGGAAUGAGGACUUGAUUAUAAUCUGUGGAGCAGGGAGAAAAUACACUGAUAAGGUAGCGUGAGGUAGUCUCUCCGUCUGCUCAUAUUGGCGAGCACUGGCAGGCCCGGGGUAAAGGCUUUAUCUGCAUCGUUUCAUCUUCACAAGAGCUGUAGGAGGGAGUUGCAACUGUGUUAUACACCAAGGAAGUGGAGUAGAAAAGGCUCAGUAACUUGUAUGUAUUCACAAAUUCAAGGUUAUGGAGCCAGAGCCUGAGGCCUGAAAAUCUGACUUCAGAGCUGUUACUCGUCGUGUGGUCGGUUUGUGUCGUUUCAUAGGUUGGUUGGUGGAUUACCAUUCAACCAAAAAGUACUUUCACAUCUUUUCAUUUGUAUUGGGUCAAAUGCCUUUUUAAUAUGCUUGUUUUAUUUAAGUUGUUGAGCAGGUGCUACAUGAACAACCUGGCCUGUCUUCCCACGGUGCAUAUCCCUCCAUCCAUCUCCUCUGUGGUUUCCAUCCGUACUUUUUGAACGUGAAAACAUUCACAAAUGUAAAGUCUUAUUUUUCUCUCGUUUUUACUCAAAAUGACAUCGUAUACAGACUGUUUGCUUCUUUUACAUAGUAUUUCUUGGUGGCUUUCACGUUCCACCAGACAUCGUGGUCAUCUGCUCAGUGACUGCCUGGACUCCGUUGUAGUGAUAAGCCCUCGUUUUAUCACCAGCCCCUACUCUAUCCACAGGCAUCUGGGUUGAGUGCAGGUCUUGUACAUGCAUCAUCUCACGUUUGUGUUUAUAUGUUUGUAAAAUACCCCAAAACAGAAUUUGGGGGUCAAAGGUCAUGUGCAUCUGUAACCUUGAAAGAUACUGACUGGUAUGCUGUCCUCCAGAGGGGGACAUAUCAGUUCACAUGCCAUCUGAAACUUACAACAACCUCAUCGUCAGAUGUUAUACAAAUGUUGAAUUUAGACCACUCUGAUAGAUGAAAAAACUAUCGAGUCUUUAGUUUAUAUUCUUACCAUAAGUCAGGCUGGCCAAGUGUUAAUCAUUUGUACCUGCUUUUGUGUCUGUCCCUUUAAGUUCCAGGAGUGCUCAGUACAAACGCGCACUGAGCUGCAUGUUUCCCGCUCGCUCCUGUCGCUUGGCUUACUUACGAUGGUUUUGCCACACAAUUUUCUUUGUAUGGUCUUUUUUUUUUUUUGGUGGUUUCUGGAUUUUGAGUCUUAGUUAAAAUGCCUUCCUGAAUCCAGACCAAUAGUGAUUUAUCAGUAUUUUCUUCUAUAACUCUUUUAAAUACAGUCAAUUUGAUUCUUUGGAAUGUAUCCCAGUAGGAGAUGUAGGCUAGAGGUCCAGCCUAAUUUUUUUCUCAGAUGAUUACCCAGUCGUCCCAGUAUCAUGACCUAAACAGUUCAUCUUUUCCUCACUAACUUGAGACUACAUUUACCAUACCUAAAAUCCCAGGUGGAUUUUGCUCUAUGAUUGGGUUCCGCUUCAACUUCACUGGUCUAUUUACACAUGCACUAAAUGUGCACUGAUUGUGCAGGUUUUAUUUUUUUAAUAACUGGGGCCUUGGUUUUUCAUUCCUUCCCUCCCCUUGUUUAUAUUAUAGUCUUCCUACAUGUUCUUGUUUGUUUGUUCUUAAGCUUUUAAAACUCCCUGAACACACAGCAUGCUGAAAUGGAGUCGUUUCCUCUCGAGGGAAGCACUUUUAACCACCUAUCACCACUUUCUGUGUUGUCA